Neoarius graeffei (lesser salmon catfish) is the source of this 2857-nucleotide messenger RNA. RefSeq names its product nuclear receptor subfamily 2, group F, member 5 (gene nr2f5). Bases 732 to 1943 code for a protein of 403 amino acids. The transcript has 4 exons. Gene Ontology annotation, molecular function: RNA polymerase II cis-regulatory region sequence-specific DNA binding; zinc ion binding; nuclear receptor activity. Gene Ontology annotation, biological process: cell differentiation; anatomical structure development; regulation of transcription by RNA polymerase II. Lineage: Eukaryota; Metazoa; Chordata; Actinopteri; Siluriformes; Ariidae. The record is from RefSeq and is a predicted model, not a curated record.
GUGAAGUGACAGCUGGCGGAUGAGCUGCAGUGCUCCUGAGAGCAGCUUCUCAUUCUUCACCACACCAAGAUCACUAGGAACGGAGCUUUCCAUCCCGGCGCUCACCAUUCGUGGACUGAUAUCUGUAUAUAAUUACAGAUUAUUUCUAUAUCUUUUUUCCUUUUCCACGGGUCGGGAACAUUCCUUGGAGCUCACAUGUGAAUUUAAUUAACUGGCUGGUUUCUUUUCCUGCAUGCAUGUUGGUGUUUUCUUUCUUCUUCAAGCGAGACUGUUGUUUACAGUUCAGCUGGGCCACUGCUUCACCUCUGCGGUGCGUUUUUUUGUCCGUUUGCGAGUGCAGGAUUAGAGUUUGAACUGAGAGGCAGGGAAACUUUUGCGUAAAGUGGUGUUUUGUAACUGGGACAAGCGAGAGAGAUCUCCACGCGUGACGACCGCGUGUGCGUGUGGGUGUUAAACUCUGUGAUUUUGCGCACGGAGCGCGAGCACAGCAGGCUGAUCAUGUCACCGGUGCGCGUGCUGCAUUGCAAACUUCUCAACAAAUAAUCAGAUCAAAUAAAUAAUAAUAAUAAUACUUUCAAAUAUAUAUCUGUAUAUAUAGAUAUAUAUCUUGUGUUUGAGUUCUGUGCGGAUUUAAAUCCUCGGAGGGACGGAUUCUGACCCUCCUGUCCGGGCGUAAAGGAGUUUCACCGAGACGCGCAUCUGCCCUUUAACCCCCUGAUCUACAGGAUAGCAUGGCAAUGGUAGUAAACCAGUGGCAGGAGAGCAUCGCAGCCGACCCCGGCUCUCAGCUGCAGCUGUGCGGCCAGGAGCCCGGAGGCGCCCCGGCCACCCCGUCCGCGUCCACGCCGGGUAACGACGCGCUCGGAGUGGACAAGCUGGCCAGCGUGGACUGCAUGGUGUGCGGGGACAAGUCGAGCGGCAAACACUACGGCCAGUUCACCUGUGAGGGCUGCAAGAGCUUCUUCAAGCGCUCCGUGCGCCGCAACCUCACCUACAGCUGUCGGGGGAAUCGAGACUGCCCCGUGGACCAGCACCACCGCAACCAGUGCCAGUACUGCCGUCUCAAGAAAUGCCUCAAGGUCGGCAUGAGGAGAGAGGCCGUUCAACGAGGACGCAUGUCCAGCUCUCAGACCAGUCCAGGCCAGUACCUGCCCAAUGGGAAUGACCCGUACAAUGGGCAACCGUAUCUGUCGGGCUUCAUCUCUCUGCUUCUGCGGGCGGAGCCAUACCCUACAUCCCGCUACGGUGCCCAGUGCAUGCAGUCAAACAACCUGAUGGGCAUCGAAAACAUUUGUGAGCUGGCAGCACGUCUUCUCUUCAGCGCUGUAGAGUGGGCCAAGAACAUCCCAUUUUUUCCAGACCUACAGCUUAUGGAUCAGGUGGCGCUGUUGCGCAUGUCAUGGAGUGAGCUGUUUGUGCUGAAUGCAGCACAGUGUUCAAUGCCCCUGCACGUCGCACCACUGCUGGCCGCCGCCGGUCUGCACGCCUCCCCGAUGUCAGCCGAGCGUGUGGUGGCCUUCAUGGACCAUAUCCGUGUAUUCCAGGAGCAGGUAGAGAAGUUGAAAGCCCUGCAGGUGGACACAGCAGAGUAUUCCUGCCUCAAGUCCAUUGUGCUCUUUACUUCAGAUGCUAUGGGCCUGUCAGACGUGGCCCAUGUGGAAAGCAUCCAGGAAAAGUCUCAGUGUGCCCUGGAGGAGUAUGUAAGGAAUCAGUACCCCAAUCAGCCCAACCGUUUCGGGCGGCUCUUGCUGCGUCUGCCAUCGCUGCGCAUUGUCUCGUCGCCUGUCAUCGAGCAGCUCUUCUUUGUGCGCCUGGUAGGCAAGACGCCCAUUGAGACACUACUCAGGGACAUGCUGCUGUCCGGCUCCAGCUACAACUGGCCCUACAUGCCUGUUCAGAGAGAUCGACCUCUCUCGCUUCACUACAACGAGAAUGGGCCUUGACCCUGUCCACAUCCAUGAAAGUCACAUCACGUAGAACCCAUCAGCUCCUAAUUCGCCAAUUCUGUGGUCGGGAAUGGAACUCUUGAGAUGUUCUCGUGCCAAGAUUUCUUCUGCAGUGUUUACGGACAUCGUGACUGAGAACUUGACUGAAAAGGGCAAAGUCCAUUCCAGUCCAUUGAUUUUCAAACACGCCAGAAGCCAUUAAAGCUGAUACCAAAGUGGGUGUCUUUUUUUUUUUUUUUUGUACCUGGACAUUUUGAGAAGUAAAAUGAUAGUCCGGACUUUAACAGGGCUUUAAGAGAAACUGUCCGUAUGUUUGAGUGGAGAAAUCAUUCUAACACCACAGUCGGAAAGGCAAGAGGCCAGUAAGACUCUGAAUAUGCUCAAGCCACUGCCAAACCGUAAACGGCAUGUGAACUGUACGAGUCGGUGAAAAAAAAAACUCUAUUGUGGUUCGUCUCAAUGUCAUUUUGAGUCUCUGAAGGAGUUUGAAGACGUGAAAGAGGCACUUCAGAUCUGAAACCAGCCAGGCACCCUUGUUUUUUCUCUAUGCUCUUUUCAGCUACCACCAAAAAUCCAGCACAGCUAGAUAGACUUCCUGUAGUUGCCAUGUAAGGUCAGUGUAUAGUGCUUAAUUCUUUUCUUUCAUCAAGGAAAACACUGAACAGUAUGUCAAUUAAAAUCAGGACCUCUUGGGGACCGGGCACAAUGUUGUAUGAAGCAGCAGAUAUCAAGUAUUUCAUUAUUCUUCUCGCAAUAUGUUUCAGUAUGUCACUGUUUGAACAUGGCACUACAGCUUUCAAAGGCAACCUUUGGAUUUAUAAGCCACGGUGUCUCGGAAAGCACGACCUGUUAUAUUAGUUCACAGAAUAUUUCUAUAAGAGUUUUUUUUCCCCUUGUAUUUUAGGUUUGAU